Molecule: messenger RNA, 861 nt
Organism: Letharia columbiana
Lineage: Eukaryota; Fungi; Ascomycota; Lecanoromycetes; Lecanorales; Parmeliaceae
Exons: 4
Coding region: 1-861 (286 amino acids)
Source: RefSeq, a predicted model, not a curated record
AUGCUGACGCAUCGGCCGGUUUGGAAAGCUUUCGAGACCCUCGCCGUCCGAUACAGCCAAGUCCGAACACACAGCUGGCCCAAGCAAGGCCCAAGUCCUCUGACCGUGGAUCAAGUCACCUAUAUCUUCCUCGCAAAGAUCCUAACUACGUUCCCUAUAGUAUUUGUGGAUUACGGCUUGGAGAACCCAGAUGCUAAGGGAUUCCACACUAGACGCCCAUGGGACGGAAAUUUUGAACCCGGUCAUCAGCAAAUCUCAAUCAAUGGAAAGAGAACUGAUCAUAUGUCGAUCGCAUUCGGGAAAGCAUCGCAAACAAAUAACCAUCAUCCUUUCCAGGCUUUCCUGUUUAUGACCGCCAACACUCUCCUCCACGAACUCGGCCAUGUUUUCGUCACGUAUCUUACCAAGGGUCAAAGCGCAAGUCCACCCCAAGUCAAUGCCGUGACCGAGGGCGUGCAGGGGGGUGAAGGUGAGGCUGGCCUCGCUCUGGAAUCUCUCAUUUUCGGUGGCACCAUAGCCUAUUUCCAGGAACCUGUCAGCGGGACUCCGGACGACCAGUGCGGCACGGCUUUCCUAAAGAAGCCGAGCGGUGCCUGGCAUCGAAUCCUGCCCAAAACGAUCCACGACGUCGCCAGCAUGCAAUUCAAGUUCCCCUAUGAUCAUGACGUCCGUUCCACCGAACCUGGACAGCUGAGAGCAUUGGGCCACGGCCUUGCUCCCCCCAGUUAUACAGACCCGUUGGAAAGGAGUGAAGUAAGAUACUUGCUCGAGCGUCAUCUUCCCCUCCUCUGGUCUGCUCUUCAUUGUGCCCCGUGCGAUUCAACUCUCCGUGCCCCGGUAGCGGGAGGCAAGGAAAGCUAG